This is a messenger RNA of Trichomycterus rosablanca, 1588 nucleotides long. RefSeq names its product 5-hydroxymethyl-dUMP N-hydrolase-like. Bases 125 to 544 code for a protein of 139 amino acids. Gene Ontology annotation, molecular function: 5-hydroxymethyl-dUMP N-hydrolase activity. The record is from RefSeq and is a predicted model, not a curated record. NCBI's taxonomy places the organism in Eukaryota, Metazoa, Chordata, Actinopteri, Siluriformes, Trichomycteridae. Gene Ontology annotation, cellular component: nucleus. The transcript is spliced from 4 exons. Gene Ontology annotation, biological process: deoxyribonucleoside monophosphate catabolic process.
CCCGGAAGACAGUCGUGCAUAGCACAUAUGCAUAUGCACCUAGCUGCUAAUUCGCUAAUCACCAGGAAACUACAACAACAAAAAGACUCUUUUGGGGAAAAGGGUUUUGGUACGACUUAACACAAUGAACAUCUAUUUUUGUUACAGCAUCCGCGGGGAAAGGCAGGACGUGGAGAUUUAUCAGAAAAUUGAGAAGAAACUGCAGACCUAUGGCAAAGUUUUAACCGAGCACGUAAACGGCGCUGAUAAAGCAGGUGAGAAUGCAGAAGGAGAUAGGGCCGUUGAUCAGGAUAUGGAGUUAAUGCUUCAGGCUAAUGUUGUUGUUGCUGAGGUGACUCACCCAUCUUUUUCUGUAGGAUAUACAUUUGGUCAGGCCUUGGCAUUAAAAAAGAGGGUUCUCUGCCUUUUCCGACCCUCAUCAGGGAAAGUGUUGUCUGCUGGGAUUGAAAGAGCAGAUUCAUCUCUCGUCCAAGUACAAAAUUAUGUAGAGGAAGAAAUUGAAGGUGUCCUGGAAAAAUAUUUUGAUGAACUUAACAAAAAAUAAUGUGAACUGUUAUUAUUUACUUAUAGUGUAAAUAUUAUUUUCAUUAUACAGGUCUUUUAUGUAACACAUUUUUGAUAUCUAUUACUGUUAUAGGCUAACAUUUUGAUCAUUUGUGGUUAAGAACUGAUAGUGAGUUAUGAUCUAAACAGCAGUCCAUGUGCAUGCAAGUUUGUGGUUUGAACACAAUAAGCCAGUUUUGUUUCUUGUCUUUUUAUGUGUCUUAAAAUAACGCCUUAGAGAUGUGAAAGACCAAUAAAAUCAUUAAAGUUUAGUUGAAGUUGCUACAGGCAAUGACAUUUUUUUUACAUUACUGGUACGUAUGAGCCUUUAGGAAUGAGUGUCUGAGUGUGUUUGCCCUGUGAUGGACUGGCAACCUGUUCAGGGUGUUUCUUACCUAUCUUAGUAAAUUAUACCCACCGCGACCCUCAAUCGGAUAAAGCGGUGUUAAAACAGACAAUGAAUGAAUGAAAAAUUAGAUUGGAACUGAGUGAAUUACUUCUUCACAGCACUUUCAGCAGACAGGAACCAGUUGAAUUGUACUUCUUACUUGAUCUCUGUCUUAACUUGGUCUUACUAUUAUUUAAACUUGACCUCCUGUUGAAUUUAUAUUACUGUAUUCUCGGCCAUUCUUAGGCAUACUGACUCAUUUUUGGCCAUUCGUGGUAUUACACUGUCAUGGUAUUGCAGUGUAGCCCAACACACACAUACACUAUAUGGACAAAAGUAUUGGGGCACCCCUUCUAAUUAUUAAAUUAAUAUUUUUCAGUCACUGCAAUUGCUAACAGGUGUUUAGCAAGGAAAUUAUAUUCUUUAAACGUUGCUGCAACAGUUUAUAAAAAGCCCUUUCAUGUUCCAGCAUGACUGUGCCUCAGUUUACAAAGCAAUGUCUAUAAAGUCAUGAAGAAAAUCUUGGUUUAAAGAAACCUCAGUGAAAUGCACAGAUAAAUAUAUAUACACCCUGUCUGUGUACAUGAUCCCUGUUCAGAGUCAGUGCUUGCCCUGUGCUUAAUGCUUAAUUCAUAUUAAAUGACAUUUGUCUAUAAA